UUCAACGCCAAGUUCACUCGAUCAUACACUCCCUUAAAUUGGGGAGGGGCGACGGCAAAUGGCAAUUGCGGCAGCUUAAUCUCUUAAAACAUCCAUCGAAAGCCGUCUCGAUCACCAAUAUAACAAAAACACAGUGGCCAUGGAAGCAGCGACGUUGCCCAUCCUCGACCACCACAUAAACGUCAAUUCUGGCGGCGGGAAGCGGGUCAACAACUGGUACGAGAAGAAGGGGAAGACCAACAGGAAGCUACACAAGGAAAUAUGGGCUCCUAAGGAUCAUCAGUACUCCGGCGCCAGCACCAAUCGCAGACAUUUCCAGGCCAAUCGCUCGCCGCCGCAACGUGGCGGUUCCCGGUCUGACUGUGACGUGGAACUGGAGGAGAAGCUGAGGAUGGCCAAGGAGGAAGUCAGAGUGCUCAGGGUUAAAAUCCAGUUGCAGCAUCAGGAGAGUACGGAAGCGAUGGAUUUCCAAGAGCUGUUCUUCAAGGAACAAAUCAAGAGCAUUCUGGAAGGAAGAGUUGAUGAUUAUGGUGGUGGAAAGGAAGACAAGAAGAAGAAGGAAGAAGAUGCUGCAGAUUGCAAUUUUGGUACAAGUUCAGUACUUGACACCGAACCUCGGCCCACCAAGCAUCUGAACGAAGAAAUGCAGAGGAUUAUGGGAGAGAUUGAGAAGAUGAGGAAUAACAAAAGGGAGGAGUCGUUUGAAGAAGGCACUGUUGUUUAGUCCCUACGAGACCCGUGGUAGCCAUGAACUUGAACUUGAACUUGAAUGAGGAUAUUGGGAUGUUCUAAUCGCUUCCUUAGGAUAUCGUUAAUUUGUGCUAAUUUUGGAAUUGAUGGGUUUCGGUUAUGAGAGUUUAAGACCGCGUGUAUUUUGGAGAGGUUUAAAAAUAAUAAACUGCAAAAUAUUUGAUAAUGGAGAGUUCUAAAUAGUGUUGCAACAAUAUGGGGUCGUUUGCUUCAUAGAUUUAAAAAUGAGGGUUUUGUAAUUUAAAAACCCAAGGAUUUAUCAAGAAUUUGAGGCAUCAUCGAUUUGUAACAAUCCUUUGUUUGUUGGGAUGUUUUUAUCAUGGAUUUAAAGGUGUGGGAUUUACUACUUGAAUUCAAAAAUUACAUUACUGUCAUUUUCUAUACGUUUGACAUGUUUAUGAUAUGUACACAAAACAAGGACAAAACUUCAAAAUUACCUUACUAUCAUUUUCUAUAUGUUUGACAUGUUUAUGAUAUGUACACAAAAUAAGGACAAUACAUACUAAUAAGCAUAAUGUUGCCACAUGGACAAUAAUAAUAAACGAGAAAAUUCUGUUUUAACUUUUAACGUAACAUAAUCAAUUACCAAUUCUUUGUCCUCCUUUUCAAAAGUGACAUAUAACAACAUAUAUUAGAAUCGGGAGAACAAAGAAUUACACGUUCCAUGAAAAGGUCAAAGAAAACUAGAACACAAGAAAUGAUAUAAAAAAUCUAACUCAUGUUUGCACAUUAAUUGAACGUUUAUAUUAUUCAUUUAUUGUUAAUUAUAAUGUAUAAUAGUUAAAUUUGAGGGCAACCUUGGAAUAUUAAAAGUGCAUGAGGGUAUAUGGGUAAAAUCUCAUCAAGGAUUUAUGCCAUAUUCCAAAUCCCACAUCAACAUGUGGGAUUUAUAAGUCCGUGGGGUCCACGGAUUUGGACCAUUAAAAUUCGUGGGCCCCACGAAUUUGGUCUCCAAAAAAGGUGCAAGCAAACAACGGAUUGUACCUAAAUCCUUGAUAGUUGGUUUUUUGGUACCAAAUCUAUGUACCAAAUCCUUGAAGCAAACGACCCCUAUAUUAGCCACCUAAUAUAUAUGGUGUAACCAAAUAUGGUGUAAAUAUUUCUAGAAAACUAUUAUUAUUUGGCAAAAUACACCUAGAUAGCCAAAACUAUCAGCUUUGUGACAAUAAUAGCCACUUUUUGAAAAAUACACUAAAAUAGCCAUUCCGUCUAUAGCUUUAACGGAAUUAGCAUAGUUGCUGACUAGACUAACGAUUUUUUGCUGAUUUGGCAUCUUUCGUCAAAAACCGUGACAGGUGGAAAAUGAUUUUCUUAUUUAUAAUUACUUGAACAAAAACAAAAAAUAAAUAAAAGAAAAACCAAUUAUUUAUAGUGAAACUCUCUACCGCGGAAAAAAAAAUCCCAAAUCCCUUCGCCUAUCUUCCUCCACCAUCUCCAAUCUCCACUGCCUCAGCGUCCUCACCCGCAAACUAUCCACCGUCGCCGCUACCUUCAUUGCGAUUCUGCAUUCCAGUAGCGGAAGCAAGUGACAACAGUGGUUUUUAUCUCAUCUCCGCCGCACGCCAAGAUAUCCAAGCGUCUGACACAACCCUCAUCUCCGCCGCACGCCGUUUUUACCUCCGACUCUCUGCUGCCUCCCCUCCAUACAAGAGCUGCUCGACUUCAAUUUUCGUCGCCGCUGCUCUCCUAUUUCAGAUCCGCUCAAAAUCACACACAACCACCAAGCUCCCGCCAAUGAAAAGAGGCUAGAUUA
Messenger RNA from Linum trigynum, 2503 nucleotides. The record is from the annotation of a GenBank genome assembly. NCBI's taxonomy places the organism in Eukaryota, Viridiplantae, Streptophyta, Magnoliopsida, Malpighiales, Linaceae.